CAUCAGACACACCACCAGCACCCCCCCCCCCCCUUCCCAGGUUGAGUUAAUAGUUGAAAAUCGUUGAAUUCUACACGUGCGCAAGUUCAGCCACUGAGAAUGAGGAAGCGCAGCGGUCCAAAAGAAGCAUAAACGAAACUGAUUCCAACAUUCUACGUUGAACAACGGGGCGAACGACACCUCGAGACUAAGUAGAAAUUGAAGCAAGAGCAAGUCACGGUGUGCGAGAGAUGAAGAUGAGGACAAAUCUCGUGCUGUGUGCGCUAGCGGUGCUGUCGAUGUUAGACCGAGCGGGGUCAGACGCAGCUUCGACAGAUCUCCAUGGUUGGAUGUUCAUUCUGUCUCCAGAAGGAACUGUCACUCUGUUCUCCCCCUCUGUUGCUCCCUCCUCCUCCCCCUCCCCCUUCCCCUCCUCCUCUCCCUCCUCCUCCCCCUUCCCCUCCUCCUCUCCCUCCUCCUCCCCCUCCUCCUCUCCUUCCUCCUCUCCCUCCUCCUCUCCCUCCUCCUCCCCCUUCCCCUCCUCCCCCUUCCCCUCCUCCUCUCCCUCUUCCUCCCCCUUCCCCUCCUCCUCUCCCUCCUCCUCCCCCUCCUCCUCUCCUUCCUCCUCUCCAUCUUCCUCCCCCUUCCCCUCCUCCUCUCCUCCUCCUCCUCUUCUUCCUCCCCCUUCCCCUCCUCCCCUCCCUCCUUCACUACCACCUUCCCCCUCCUCUCCCUCCUCCUCCCCCUUCCCCUCCUCCUCUCCCUCCUCCUCCCCCUCCUCCUCUCCUUCCUCCUCUCCCUCUUCCUCUCCCUCUUCCUCCCCCAUCCCCUCCUCCUCUCCCUCCUCCUCCCCCUUCCCCUCCUCCUCUCCCUCCUUCACUACCACCCUCCCCUACACCCCGUCACCCUCCCCCCCCCCUCUACAAGGUGUGACGGUGUGUUUGCGGUACAUAGCCGAGAAAAUAGAUUACCUGAACCUGUUCCAACUCCAGAUAGGCUCAUAUUUCAGACUAUCUCUGUCCAGGCGGGGCAUUACCGACACACUAUCACUGUCCGGCUUCAGAAAGAAAUUCUAUUCCUAUCAGCCAUGGACCUCAUCUCUCAUCUCUCGCUGGACCAGCAUCUGUGUUACCUGGGAGGCCAGUGGGGGUGUGGCUCAGGUGUUUAGGGGAAGUACCAGCAGCGUCAUGAAGAUUCUGAGAAGAACGAGUAUGUUCAGCAGAGGCCCAGCAGUUCUGACUGUGUCAGGGUUCGAAGGUCAGGUCUGUGACAUUGAGGUGUGGGACGCCCCUCUCUCUUCUGACGGCAUCUACUACUACAUGAUGGAUUACAAUUACCAUGGUAAUCUGCUCAGCUGGUCUGAUGCAGGCUUGUCCACCUCUGGCCCCGCCCUGCUGAGGAAUAAAUCCCUCCAGCAGCCAAUCAGAGUCAAGAACCCAGAUGCUGGGCCAAUGAGAGAGAAGGGGAAAAGUUUGAAGAGGGGGCAUGGGGAGAGGAUGAGGGAGGGCUGGAGAGGGGGAGGAAGAGAUGGAAGGAGUAGGGAGAGAAUGAGGGAGAGAUUGUGAGGGGGUAAGGAUAGAGUGAUUGGAUUGAGGUGGAGAGGGGGAUGAAGAGGUGAAAGGUUAGGAUAUAGGAUAUAAUCAAGCCUAGUACGUUUGUAACAAUAUGAUUAUGCACAUCAAUAAAUUACAAUAUAAUAUUACAAUAUUCAUCAACAUGUCUGUAGGAGGGGUAUAGAGAUGGAGAGGUGAGGUGAAGGAGGGGUAUACAGAUGGUGGGAUGGAGAGGUGAGGUGAAGGAG
This is a messenger RNA of Osmerus eperlanus (European smelt), 1780 nucleotides long. RefSeq names its product nuclear envelope pore membrane protein POM 121-like. Lineage: Eukaryota; Metazoa; Chordata; Actinopteri; Osmeriformes; Osmeridae. The record is from RefSeq and is a predicted model, not a curated record.